ACUUUGCAUUGAUAACGUCGCCCGCAUCGACUUUGACCUUGCACAAGAUGUCCGCUCAGCAGUCUCAAGGCAUUCAGACGCUUUUGGAGGCGGAAAAGGAGGCUGCCAAGAUCGUUGCAAAGGCGCGGACUUGUGAGUAGCUGGUGGGCAGCCCCACUUGAUGGAGAGAGCACCAAUGGUAUGCGCAUAUACUAGUCAGGGAUGCGUCAAGAGGAGCGGCGUUGUGUAGCUGUCCUCAAUCGACAGGAUGUGGUUCUGCCAUCGGAGCUCUGAUCUUAUUUGCGGCACAUCAUCGCUCUGCUGAAAUGGGACUCGGCAUCAUCCCUUCAGAUCGCACACAAAAAAUCAAGGAUGCUCGUAGUGAGGCUGCCAAGGAGAUUGAGGAGCUCAAAGCUACCAAGGAAGCAGAAUUUAAAAAGACUCAGAAGGAGCACGAAGGCUCUUCCGGCUCGAACCAAGCCAAGGUAGACGCAGCCACCGCAGACCAGCUGAAGCAGCUCGAGGAGGCUUUCAAGAAGAAUCGCUCGGGUGUCGUUGACAAGCUGCUGGAGAGGGUUGUGGAGGUCGACCCUCAACCUCACCGUAACCUCAAGACCAGUUCAUGAUGCUUUCGAUUGUGCAGACCCGGACCCAUCGCCACACCGACGAUUUUGUGCCGCGAUGGCCGCGCAUCACUUGUAAUCGCAGGACGUUCCACCAAUCGCAUCCCGCUGCAUUCU
This is a messenger RNA of Ceraceosorus guamensis, 719 nucleotides long. RefSeq lists its product as hypothetical. Gene Ontology annotation, cellular component: vacuolar proton-transporting V-type ATPase complex. The record is from RefSeq and is a predicted model, not a curated record. Gene Ontology annotation, biological process: proton transmembrane transport. The transcript is spliced from 4 exons. Gene Ontology annotation, molecular function: proton-transporting ATPase activity, rotational mechanism. NCBI's taxonomy places the organism in Eukaryota, Fungi, Basidiomycota, Exobasidiomycetes, Ceraceosorales, Ceraceosoraceae. Bases 306 to 605 code for a protein of 99 amino acids.